Messenger RNA from Paracoccidioides brasiliensis Pb18, 969 nucleotides. RefSeq lists its product as uncharacterized. The record is from RefSeq and is a predicted model, not a curated record. Gene Ontology annotation, molecular function: 8-oxo-dGDP phosphatase activity. Bases 1 to 969 code for a protein of 322 amino acids. The transcript is spliced from 2 exons.
AUGGGAGGCACAAAAGUCAAAAAGUCUUACCUCGACUUAGUCAGGGAGUGCGAUGGAUUUCCUUAUUAUGAGGAUGGCCCAAAAGACUUCGAGGAUUACAUGUCCCAUUUCUAUGCAUUUAAAAUCAACGGCUGCGUUGAAGUUUUGGGAUACAUGAAGACUGAUGUGGUGAAAAAGUGGGACUGGUCGCAAGAAUCGUGGGAAGUUGACCACGACGCCCGCACACUGACCCUUCUCUCGGAUGAAGAUGCGUCAGUGCAGGAGCGGACCGACUUGAUACAAGCAACUCUUCAUGCCGCUCGUGCAGCAAGCGCAUUUGAAGUCUUAAAGGGCUGGCGCGAUGAGCUCUACCCCAUCUACGUUCCGGGGACGACUGAUCUGCUUGCCAGUAUGGAGCGCUCUGCAGCUUGUCUCUUUGGAAUCCUCACCUUCGGCAUUCACAUGACGGCCUACACAGUGAAAGAUGGACAGAUUAUGAUAUGGGUUCCCGUGCGGUCAGAGACUAAAUCGACUUUUCCGGGGAUGAUGGACAACAGCGUGGCGGGUGGUAUCACCACAGGGGAAACUCCGUUCGAGUGCAUGUUGCGGGAAGCAAUGGAGGAAGCAUCCCUGGAGAGAGAGGUGGCAGAGAAAGCGAUUGCGUGCGGCUGUCUUACGUACAUCUACAUCCGUGACAAAAACGCUGGUGGCGAAACUGGUGUUGUGCAGCCCGAGUGCGAGUAUAUCUACGAUCUCAAGCUUGAGCCGGAUAUUAUCCUUCAACCAAAGGACGGGGAGGUGGGGGAGUUCUUCUUAAUGUCGAUUCCUGAGGUGAUUGAGGCGCUGGAAGCGGGGAAGUUGAAACCGAAUUGUGCGGUUGUCAUGAUCGAUUUCCUCAUGAGACACGGGAAGAUAACGCCGGAGGAAGAAAAGGAUUACAUUGAGAUAUCCGCGAGAAUACACCGACGUCUUGGAUUCCCGCUUUUCUAA